AAAUCAUCGGAGGAGCAAAGAGGCAAAACACACACAGAGAUCAGGAGAAGACAAAAUUCAUGAGAUUGCUCUGAAGCCAUUCAGAUAUGAAUCUCUUACCGUCUGUAGUCACACUGGGACUGUGCUGUGUGCUCAGCUCUCUCUCUGUAUCAGGAUCUGAGGAAAAAGGCUCCAUCAGGCCUUUCAUUCUGGACGCCAUCAAAGAAGCCAAACAUGUUGUGGACGACUCUUAUUUGUACUCUCGUCAAAAGAGUCUUGAAAGGGUGCGCAGGGAUGAUUUCAUCAAGCCGUCUGAUAUCCUGCGUCUGAUGAAGCAGCCAAAGCGGAAGGCGCGUGAAGCUGUGAGAGCUGCGGAUUACUUAGAGCAGACACUGAGGAUCAUCUCGGAGAAAUCACACCACGCACACAAGAGAUCUAUUAAUGCCACAGCACUGCUUACUCACGAAGAACUCCGCACAAUCGAGAAGCUGACUGGCUGUGCCGCUCAAACCCUGCCACCUCCAUGCAGAACAAUACCGGAUCUGAACAAAUAUCGCACAGCCUCCAGCGUCUGCAACAACCAUGUAAAUCCACUUCGAGGUGCCUCAAACACAGCAUUCACUCGCUGGUUGCCUCCUACGUAUGAAGAUAGCAUUUCUCAACCUCAAGGAUGGAACCCAGGAAGACGCUAUAAUGGUGUUGUGCUGCCUCUGGUGAGGGAGGUGUCAAACCGCAUUUUCAGCACGCAGGACCAAAAUGUCGUGGGAGACAGUCAGUACACACUCUUCAUCACCUUCUUUGGCCAGUGGAAUGAUCACGACCUGUCGUUCACCCCAAUGUCACCCAGCAUCCGGUCCUUCAGCAACGGCAUUAACUGUGAUGACAGCUGUGAGCGCUCUGAGCCAUGCUUCCCCAUCCAGAUUCCUAGAGAUGACCCGCGCUUGCCCUCUAACCCCAAAAGCUGCCUCCCUGUAUUUCGUUCUGCACCCGCCUGCGGCUCUGGAAACGGUGCAUACAUGUUUGGAGGUGUCCCGCGGGUGAGGGAGCAGAUCAACACCCUGACAUCAUUCCUAGAUGCUGGCCAGCUGUAUGGCUCUGAGGAUGGGCUCGCUCAAGAACUCCGUGACCUGACCAACGACGGGGGCCUCAUGCGUGUCAAUGACAGAUUUCGGGACAAUGGACGUGAGCUGCUGCCCUUCACCAAGGUGGACAGCAAAAUGUGCGCCACACGCAAUCGCAUUCUCAACACCACGGGCCAGGAGGAAGUGCCGUGUUUUAUUGCAGGUGAUGAGCGUGUUGAUGAGAACAUCGCUCUGACUUCACUGCACACACUCUUCCUGCGGGAACACAACCGGAUCGCACGUGCUCUGCGGCGCCUGAACCCGCACUGGACCAGUGAACAGCUUUAUCAGGAAACUCGCAAAAUUGUUGGAGCUUUCCAUCAGAUCAUAGUGUUCAGGGAUUACCUGCCACACAUCGUGGGAACAGAUGCCAUGAGAAAGCAGCUUGGCAAGUAUCCUGGCUACAACCCCAACGUUGACCCGACUAUCUCGAAUGUCUUUGCUACCGCUGCUUACCGCUUCGCCCACGCCACUAUCCAGCCCCUUAUCUUCCGUCUGGAUGAAAACUUUCAAGAUAAUAGACGUUUCCCCAGCGUUCCGCUUCACACGGCCUUCUUUACACCAUGGAGGAUUGUGUUUGAAGGUGGAAUUGAUCCUCAGAUCCGGGGGCUGAUUAGUCGGCCAGCUAAGCUGAACAAGCAGGAUGGGAUCCUGGUGAACGCAAUUAGAGAAAGACUGUUUGCCUUUACCAGCAAAAUCGCUCAGGACCUGGGUUCCCUCAACCUGCAGAGGGGCAGAGAGCACGGCCUACCAAGCUACAACGCUUGGCGCAGAUUUUGCGGCCUGUCCACACCCAGGAAUGUCAAUGAACUGACAAGAGUGCUGAAUAACACAGCUCUUGCACGUAAACUCCUCCAGCUUUACGGCUCUCCCGAAAACAUCGACCUUUGGGCUGGAGGCAUUGCUGAACCGUUUGUCGCCGGAGGCCGAGUCGGGCCGGUGUUCUCCUGUAUCAUUGCCACCCAGUUCCAGAAGAUCCGCCAAGGGGACAGGCUCUGGUGGGAGAACAAUGGUGUUUUCACCCCAGCACAGAGAGCCUCCCUGUCCAGAGUGUCUCUGUCUGGCAUCGUCUGUGACAACACAGGCAUUUCUAGAGUUCCUAUGAACGCUUUCCUCUUUAGCCCCAACCAAGCAAACUUCAUCAACUGCAGAAGUAUCCAGGGGGUUGACCUCAGUCCUUGGAAGGAAACAGUCACUGAGGACAGAAGCAGUGAAAAUUCAUCUGAAGAAAAUGAGAUCCAGUAAGGAGAAGCCUCAGUUGCCCAUGUUGAACCCCUCGUCCCCUUUAGAUCCCCUAGUUCCCCUACGAACCCCUGUUCCUUUGGUAUCCUGGAUGUAGACAUCCUUGCCAUCUUUAUCCCUGCCUUCAUUAAUGCAACAUCUCUACAAAUAUCUGAACUUUUAAGAUGGACGAGUUCACCUGCAGCAUCCCUGGCAUCUAAGAGUUUCUGAUUUCUUCUUUCUGACGUCUGCAAUGUGUGCACAAUGAUCAUGCAGCACACCACCACAUUAUUUCAUGAAAGCCAAACCACAGUGAGGCUCCACAUGAUGGAGCAGGGUGAGACAAUGUGUCUAGAGGCCAGUUUAUGCAUUGAUCUGUUUAUCUGAUGGUUAAUUAUUGACCUGCUUGUUCUUCAAAGGUUCCCAUUUGACAUUCAAGUUCUGUUACAGUACAUAGCAAACCAUUGUCUUAGAUCACCGCUGUAGAAUUUUCUAUCAAAAUUUCUUUGUAUCAAAUGUUAUGAAUAACAGCAAUAAUGGAAAAACAUCCAAGAUUGAUUCACAUUGAAGGAUUGCUUUUCACAUGUGCAUACACUGUUCACAAAUAAGUCUCCUACAUUCUAUACUCCCCAGUGCACAAAAAUGGCUCUGUUGAUGAAACAUUUUAAUAUAGGUCACUUUACUGCUGCAUAUGAUCUGCAUUUAGUAUGUCAGUUUUUAUUGCUAUAGAUUCUUGUGCAUGUUUUUACACAUCAUAUAUUUUUUAUUAUGUAUACAGUACAUACACACAUUCUAUUUGGCUUCCUUUUUAUGUUUGGUAAAUCUUGUGUUACAAUCAUUUUUCGUUUGUUUUAGUUUUUUUGUUAGAAACCAGUUAA
Clarias gariepinus (North African catfish) is the source of this 3199-nucleotide messenger RNA. Its product is annotated as eosinophil peroxidase-like. The coding region runs from base 87 to 2345 and encodes 752 amino acids. Lineage: Eukaryota; Metazoa; Chordata; Actinopteri; Siluriformes; Clariidae. The transcript has 15 exons. The record is from RefSeq and is a predicted model, not a curated record. Gene Ontology annotation, biological process: response to oxidative stress. Gene Ontology annotation, molecular function: peroxidase activity; heme binding.